Molecule: messenger RNA, 2835 nt
Organism: Capsella rubella
Lineage: Eukaryota; Viridiplantae; Streptophyta; Magnoliopsida; Brassicales; Brassicaceae
Exons: 2
Coding region: 109-441 (110 amino acids)
Source: RefSeq, a predicted model, not a curated record
UUGUAAAUUCAUUUAUUGUCUCAGCUAGCUCUUGACUCUUAAAUUCAUUUCAUUCAAUAAAAAAAAAAAAUCUCUUGUUCUUUUCUUGUAUUUUGUGUUCCAGAAAAAAUGGAUAGAGAUCUAGCCGACAACCGCAAACCAUCGUACGCCACCAAUCGAUGUUUGAGUUCGCCGUUAUCUUGUCUCAUCCACACCGAUACAGAGUACACUCGACUCAGUAACCACAACAACAGGAAGCAGACGAGAUCAAGUCCCAAGUUAAGGGAUUUGAUGAGAAGAUUACUAUUGGCUCGAAGUUGCGGGUUAGAGAACCAUACAUCCAAAACGUUAGUGACGUUUCACUACGACGCUGUGAGUUAUUCUCAGAACUUCGACGAUGGUUUUAAUUUCCGCGAUGAUGAUCCUAGAGCUUUUCCAGAUCUCCCAAGUCCCCAUCACUGAUGUAAAUCAUAUAUGCUCUGUUUUUUUUUUUUUUUUUUUUUUUUUUUUAAAUUUUAUCAGUAUCCAGUUUUCGUAUGCACCCGCAAGUUCUGUUUAUUAUAUUUUGUACCAUGUACUCCUGUUUAUUGAGUAUAUAUAUACCUAAUAGUCUUUGUCUAUUACAUAUAUACUCGAUUUAUUUCUUUCUUUUCGUUUUUAGACUCUUCAAUUUUGUUGGGUUUGAUGGUUACUGUUAAGGCAUCUCCACCCACUUUUCGUUGAAAUUCCUUUAGCCUUGUUUGAGAUACCAGUGGGAUAUGCAUAAGCAUAUUGGUUGGAGUAACUCGUUCAAAGCAUGAUAAGGCCAAGGUGAUCCUAAUAUAGCUUACCAAGGAGAUGCAACACCAAAUGGCGCGAUUGAAUUGAACAGUCUUGAUUACACUUGCCGUGUUGGGUGGGCUACUUAUGCUAAAAAAGUUGCUAUAUGGGAUCCUAAAACAGAGAGGCCAACUGAUUUCACGACCAGUUUCACCUUCAAGAUCGAUACGCGUAACGUUUCAGAUUAUGGCCAUGGGUUCGCUUUCUUUCUUGCCCCUGCAGGCAUAGUUGUGCCUCCCAACUCAGCUGGUGGUUUCUUGGGUCUUUUCAAUGAAACCAACGGUUACUCAUCUCGGUUCCCGCUUGUGCAUAUCGAAUUCGAUACGUUUCAUAAUAUACAAUGGGAUCCUGUUGAUAUCAAGUCUCAUGUUGGGAUCAACAAUAACUCGCUUACUUCCUCUAACUUCACUUCUUGGAAUACAAGUUUGCACAGUCAAGAUGUAGGUCAUGCACGGAUAUCAUAUGAUUCUGCUUCAAAAAACUUGAGCAUCUCUUGGACUUACGUAGAAACAACUAAUCCUCGGGAGGGUUCUAGUCUUUUCUACAUCAUUGACCUUGCGAAGGUGCUUCCUGCAGAAGUUACUAUUGGAUUUUCAGGUUCUACAGGAGCAAACAUGGAAGGACAUAGGAUCUUGUCAUGGGAGUUCAAUUCAACCUUGGAUAUACCAGAAGCUGGAGGGAGAACUCCAAACAGGACAGGAAUAAUUGUUGGUGUUUCUGUUUCUGGGGUUUUCUUGUUAACCUCUUUUGUUGUUGCGGUUGCAUUUUGUUGGAAGCAGAAGCAAAGAAAGGAUGAAGCAGGGAAGACUGAAAACUUGACAUCGAUAAAGGAAGAUCUUGAAAGAGGAGCAGGGCCAAGGAGUUUCUUUUAUUAAGAUCUUGCAUCGGCUACAAACAACUUCGUAAAUGACAGAAAGUUGGGUGAAGGAGGGUUUGGAGCAGUUUAUAAAGGAUACUUGAAUGAGUUGGAUAUGAUGGUUGCUGUGAAGAGGUUUUCAGGUGCUUCUAAGCAAGGAAAGAGAGAGUUCAUCACCGAGGUUAAGAUCAUCAGCAGUUUAAGACAUAGAAACCUUGUUCAACUCAUUGGUUGGUGUCAUGAGAAAAAAGAUCUUCUACUGGUGUAUGAGUUCAUGCCAAAUGGUAGCCUUGACUCGCACCUAUUUGGUAAAAAAUCUCAUCUCGCUUGGACUGUUAGGUGCAAGAUAUCUCUCGGUGUAGCCUCUGCUUUGCUUUACCUUCACGAAGAGUGGGAGCAAUGCAUUGUCCACAGGGACAUCAAGACGAGUAAUAUAAUGUUAGACUCCAAUUUCAAUGCCAAGCUAGGUGACUUUGGGUUGGCUCGGUUGAUGGACCACGAGCUAGGUCCCCAGACUACAGGAUUGGCUGGAACUUUUGGUUACAUGGCUCCUGAAUACAUUAGUACCGGAAGAGCGAGCAAAGAAUCUGACGUCUAUAGCUUUGGAGUUGUUUUAUUAGAGAUUGUCACAGGAAAGAAAUCCGUGGAUCCUAGACAAGGAAAAAUUGAGCCUGAAGCAAGUCUUGUAGAGAGGGUAUGGGAUCUGAACGGAAGAGGAGAGCUUGUCUCAGCCAUUGAUCAUCAAAUGGGGAAAGAUUAUGAUAUGAAGCAAGCAGAGUGCCUUAUGGUUGUGGGGUUAUGGUGUGCUCACCCUGAUAUAAACUCUAGGCCUUCGAUAAAGCAAGCAAUCCAAGUAUUGAAUUUCCAAGCACCAUUGCCUAAUCUGCCUCCUAAAAUGCCAGUUGCCACAUAUCAUGUGUCAUCAUCAUCAUCAAGCUCAGGUGGAGUAGCAACAGCAACAUUUUCUAGUGCUCAACUUGGUCGUUGAUCCAAACCUCAAAGUUUGUUCCUAUAAACAAAUCGAGAUCAUCACAUGAUUAUAUAUGCUUUUGUAUCCUUUAUCUAUGUUUCAUAUUUUGUCUUAUUUAUCUCUUCUUGUUUAUUUUGGAUUAUCUUUAAUCUCUUUGCUUCGUUGUCGUUCUUUGCUUACCUUGUUAAAUUAAAAAUUGCUUUUUCUUCUU